AUGCGGGUUGCCUACGUGAACCAACGAUAUGCCAUAAAAUGUGUGCUCGCCAUUUCGAUUGUUCUCUUUGUUGUCUACGUUAAAUUCACGCCACGUUUCGUUUAUCGGGUUCCAGUCUCCAAAUUGACCCAUAAUCCGGAAGAGGAGCGGGUCGUUGAAAGCGCAAAAAAGGGUGAGGUCGAGAAAUUAGAGGCAUUAGAGCCAGAAAUUGAGCAAGUUCGGGUUGUGGACAAGGAGAAUGUCGAAAAAACGAAGUUUACAACUGUGAGGACAUUGCAAAAGCUUCACGGAUUCACCAACAGGACUGCAGGGCAUAUUAAGGUGGGUUUGGAAGAGAUUGAGCGAUUUUUUCGAGGAAAUUUGCGAUAUUUUUUUUGUCAUGGAUAACAUAGCGAAGCGACCGAUAAAUCUUCAAAUUUUUUGUGAAAAAAUUGGUAGAACAAUCCUAAAAUUAUAGAAUAUGAACUGCUAAAAAUAUUGAAAAUUUUGAUGAGAUUUUCGGACAUGUUUCAUCGUAUAAAGUGGAAGCUCGGGCGCAGCUUGCCAAUUAGAAUUUCUUGAUUUUCUCGAAAAAAUCUCGAUUUUGAUAGCCGAAUUGCUCCUCUAUGAUCAUAAUGAUGUAAAAUUUCGUAUACACUCUUAUUUUUUCGUUAAAAAAUACAUUAUUUUAGACCUCCGACCUCUUCGCCGCCAUCCCCCCGGAACAUGAUCAACCUGCGGGCAAGAGCGGCGAAUCCCCCAUCCAAUUCGCGUACAAACCCACCUCAAACAAGCAACACAUCGACAUCUUUGUCAUACCUCACUCCCACAACGAUCCCGGCUGGCUUCAGACCUUCGAAGAGUAUUAUCAGGAGAGUGUUCGGGGCAUCCUGAACAACAUGUUGGAUUUCCUCGGGAAAUGGCGGGACAUGCGGUUUGUUGAGGCCGAGAUCUCGUUCUUCGAGCUGUGGUGGAGUGAGCAGACCGACGAGGACAAGGAGAGCUUGAGGAAGUGGGUUUUUUGAAGGGGCAUUAUAUUAUACAUGGCAAUUUUUGACAACUCUGGAAAAGUUCAAAAAAUUUGGAUGUUUUGUAAAAUACGAGCCUGGUACUCUGUUUUGUUUUAUAUUUGAUUAUUUUUUUUCAUGAUUUUGCCUUUUAGGAUUGUGAAAAAUGGUCAACUCGAAUUUGUUGGAGGUGCUUGGGUAAUGACCGAUGAAGCCAAUGCCCACUAUUUCAAUACCAUUAUGGAGAUGUUUGAGGGUCAUGAGUUCCUCAGUAAUAACUUUGGUGAGCCUUUUUCGUUUUUUUUUGCAAUUUUAGGAGCUAUAUUUCUGGUCAUGUGCAAUAUAAAUUUUAUGGAGAGUUUGAUGAAAUAUUGCGUCAUGAGGACGCAAGUGGUUGUUAAAUUUCAUUUUUGAAGAAACAAUGGGCGUUUACCUCCUCAACUUUGAAAAAAAAUAUUGGUUUAGGUAUCUAAUACAUAGUGUAAUAUAAUUUACUAUAAAUUUUUGCUAGUUAUUUCUUUUCUAUUGGAAUUUGUCCAUUUCCAGAUGGAUAUCAGCCAAAAACGCAAUGGUCAAUCGAUCCGUUUGGCUUGUCCACCACCAUUCCGCACUUGAUGCAGCUCUCCGGCAUCAAACAAGGUGUAUUCAAUCGGAUUCAUCACACCAUAAAGAAUGCUAUGGCCGAUCAAAGGACUUUUGAGUUCAUUUGGAGGCAACCGUUUGCCGUUAAUUCUAGUAAAAACGACUUUCUAUGCCAUAUAAUGCCUUAUUUGUACUUUGCUGAUUAUCAAUGUCCGGAUCGAAAAGUUUGCUCCAGAUUCGACUUCUACAAUCGAUUGUGAGUUUUUAUUUUGUUUGUUUGGCUUUUAGGGUUGAUGGCAUCUAUUUGGAACGGAAUUGAGGGCAGAAUCGAGGACAAAUUUUAUAUUGUUUUAGUGCUUACCUUGCACUUGACAAAAGGCGCUGAAAAAAUAAUUUUUCCUUCAAUUUUUUUGAUGUUUUUAUGCCAAAACGUCGAAAAUACCACGGUUUUCACUGACUCAAUUUUCACUCUCGAUUUUGUUCCAAAAGUCUCCAAAAAAUCGAGUUUUUCAGCGAGCUGAUCACCUCUGUGAACGUAAAAGAAGAUGCCGCCGAUUUCCUCGAACAAGCCCGACUGAAGUCUCAAUUUUAUCGAACGGACACUGUCUUGUUUCUACAAGGCCAUGACUUUGAUUUUACCACUGCGGGUCAGUGGGAAAGAACCUAUUUUAGUUUUAAAACAAUGGCCGAUUACAUCAAUAACAACAAGGAUUUAAAUGCAACGGUAAGAAGAAUGGACAGAUUUAGCAUCUUAGCGUCGAUUUAAAGGUGAUGGGGUGAUUUAGGAUGGGCAGUGAAAUUUUUUAAGGGAUUUUUGUCAUUUUUUUAUACCUAAAAUGAUAUAUGGAUGUCUAAAGUAAUGUAGUAUUUUUUAUUAAUGUUAUGGUUAUUGUUUCGAUUGUUUAUUUUGGAGUAUUUGGUAAAUUUAUUUUUUAUUUUCAGCUCCACAUCGCCACUCCUUCAGAAUAUUUUGAGGUAAUGACCAAAAAAUUGACCACCGAAGAAUACCCUCCAAUUCCGUCAAUGUCCGGCGAUUUCUUCCCCUAUUCGGAGUCCACGCAUCAUUACUGGACUGGCUAUUUUACUUCCCGCCCAUUUUAUAAACAUAUGGAUAGAGAAUUGGCACAUUAUAUUAGGUAAUAUCAAGUGUAAUAUAAUGCCAUAAGAUAUUUGAUUAUAGCUCAAAUUGUUUUUUUAUAGUUCUUUGGAAUGUAAAUUAGUCUCCUAGUUGGCUCUGAGGACUUUAGCAGCUUUAAAAAUUUUAGUUUUACCUUGUUUUAGGUCAGCCGACAUCUUGUUUUCCCUCGCCAAUUGGAAAUACACCAAAGAAUCGGAGAAGAACAAGUUCUCCACUGCGAUUUACGAUCUCCUGGUGGAAGCCAGAAGAUAUCAUGGCCUGUUUCAACAUCAUGAUGCUAUUACUGGAACUGCCAGAGCUGCUGUUGUUCAAGAUUACGGUCAAAAGUAUGUUCAUUUUCUAUAUUAUUUUCUGUUUUUAGACUUGAAAAAGCACUGUUCGAUUGCAAGACAGUGAUUGAGGAGAGUUUGCAUUAUCUGACGGAGUCGAAUGGACAAAAACCGAAGCUGGUGAGUCAAGUUUUGCUGCGAGGGAAAGACUUGACCCAAAUUGGAGGGGAAUGAUAAAAAAAAUGAUUAGGGGAGGAUAGGUUACCCACCGGAUAGGUUACCCCAAAAAACACAUAACUCGGAGGAUAGGUUACCCCACCGGAUAGGUUACCCCACGGAUAGGUUACCCCACCGGAUAGGUUACUCCACGGAUAGGUUACCCCUUACCAAAAAAAGAAAAAAAUUUUUAUGAAAUGUUUUCGCUUCGGGAGUUUAAUAAGAAGGAUUUUUUGUGAAAAUUGAAUAAAAUUUGAGAUGUUUUCGCUUCGGGACUUGGAAAAAAAGGAUUUUUUGUGAAAUUUGAAUAAAAUUUGAAAGGUUUUCGCUUCGGGAGUUGGAAAAAAAGGAUGAAAUUUUUUCGAGCUGACUGAGUAUGAACUGACUGAAUAUGAAAACUGGGUUUCUGUUACUUUACUACUUUUAGGCAUUCUUUUUGAAAUUUUUUCGACUUAUAACACUUUUAGACGUUAAUGGUGUUGUUUUGGUGCCUAGUACUGCUUAAAAAACACAUUUUUAACACUUGGUACUAAAUAGUACUACCUGGUAUUAUUUAUUUUACUGCUCCAAUCAAGACUUCUUGAUUUUUACUAAAUAGUACUACCUGGUACUAUUUAGUACGAGGUGCAAAUUUGGCCGUAAGGCGGUAAUGGCGUUGGUUUGGUGCUUAGUAGAACCCAAAAACACGUUUUAACACUUGGUACUAUAUAGUACCAACUGGUACUGUUUUGUGAGAAGUGAAAAUUUGGCCGUAAGGCAGUAAUGGUGAUGGUUUGGUGCUUAGCAGAGCCCAAAAACACGUGGUACUAUAUAGUACCAGGUGGUACCAUUGGUUUUAGACAAAAUUUUAGUGCUGGCGGCACCACAGUUAAUAUUCAGUCAGACACCCUUUUUUCUACUUUCGAUGCAAAAAGAUUUCAAAAUUUUGUUGAAUUUUCUAAAAAAUUGUUUUUUUUUCCCAGUCCCGAAGCGAAAACAUUUCAAAUUCUUUUCAAUUUUCACAAAAAAUCCUUUUUUUCCAAGUCCCGAAGCGAAAACAUUUCAAAAUUUUUUUUAAAUUUCACAAAAAAUCCUUUUUUUCCAAGUCCCGAAGCGAAAACAUUUAAAAAAAAAAAUUUCAGGUAACCUAUCCUCGGGGUAACCUAUCCUCCGAGGUAACCUAUCCGUGGGGUAACCUAUCCUCCGAGGUUACCUAUCCGAAACUUGGGGUAACCUAUCCGGUGGGGUAACCUAUCCGCUGGGGUAACCUAUUUGUUAGGGGUAACCUAUCCUCCGAGAACGAAAAAAAAUGAGUAGGGAGUUAUGGCGCAUGGUUAGUUAUCAGGUGUGGUAAAAUGGUGAUUGAUUUUUUUCUAUUUGGAUCAAAGCUUUCGGGAGAAACAGUUGACUCAGAUUCGGGGAAAGACUUGACCCAUUGCUGAUUUCAAGUUCUUGACGAAAAGUUUCAGUUUUGAUUUGGUGACAAGAGUAUUUUAGACCGAAAUACCCUCAAAUAACAAGACAUUGAUCAGAGAAGUAUACUCAUCUCCAUCAACUUUACUUGUUUUCAAUUCCCUGCCAAGAACAAUAUCAAGAAUCGUUUGUAUUCUUCUGGAAAAUGAUGAACUGACUGUGCAAAAUAGUAAAAACGAAGAUGUCGCUCAACAAAUUCAUCCGAACAUUGAGAUUGACGGGAAUGGAAAGUUGGCUGUCAAUAAAAUUGAGGUGAUUUUUUUGCUUUUAUUGAAUUUAUUUUUUAUUCUUAGUUUAAUAGAAAAAUUUCUGGAUUGAAUUUAAAUUUCAUAAGAUGGGUUUUGUUUUCAGCUCUGCUUCAAAACAGCACCAAUUCCACCAUUGGGCACCAUAACUUAUAAGUUGAUCAAGAAGGAUAACAAAAAGAGCAAAGCCAGUGUGGCGGUGUCGAAUGAAGAGGAUAAACUGUAAGUUUAGUGGAUAAAUGGUCCGUCCGGGAAGUCGCUGGGAUGAUUUUUGGCGUUUGCACUGUGCGAAAAGAGACAGCCCAAAAAAGCGAAGUGAGAUUUUGUUUUUGCACUGUGCGUGUCGCCGAACUGAUUUUUUGCGUUUGCACUGUGCGAAAAAAUUUAGGGUGCGAGCGACAGCCCAAAAAAGCCUAUUGCACGGUGCAAAAAGCUAGAAAUUGCACGGAACUGGGACGAUUGGGGAAAAAGACGAUUGGGGAAAGGGACGAUUGGGGAAAAAGACGACUGGGGAAAAGUACGAUUGGGGAAACCGAAAAGUAUUAUUUUUCUUCGAUGCAAAUGUCGAAAUUAGGAUAAUCGAGGGUGCUCAUUUCGAAAAUGACAUUCUUUUUUUUGAUUCUUACUUUUUUUCUUAAGUAGUACUGUUAAGUACUAAUUUUUUAAAAAUUUUCGAAAAAUACUGGAUUUAGGGGAUUUCGAAGGUGCUGGUUUCGAAAAUCAUGUUCAUUUUUCCUCUAGUAGUAAAUAGUACUAUUCUGAUACUAUAUAGUACGAGGUCAAAAUAUGGCUUUUGACGUUAAUGGUGUUGUUUUGAUGCUUAGUACUCUUCAAAAACACGUUUUAAAGACUUGGUGCUAUAUAGUACUACCUGAUACUAUGUAGUACGAGGUGUAAAGUUGGCCUUUAGGCGUUCGUGGUGUUGUUCUGGUGCUUAGUACGCCUAUUUUUACUUCGUACUACAUAGUAUCAGACAGUACUAUAUAGCACCAAGUCUUUAAAACGUGUUUUUGAAGAGUACUAAGCAUCAAAACAACACCAUUAACGUCAAAAGCCAUAUUUUCACUUCGUACUAUAUAGUAUCAGAAUAGUAAUAUGUAGUACUAGAGGAAAAAUUUACAUGAUUUUCGAAAUCAGCACCCUCGAAAACCCCUAAAUCGAGUAUUUAUGAAAAAAAAUUAAAAAUUACUACUUUACAGUACUACUUAAGGAAAAAAGUAAGAAUCAAAAAAAUGAAUGUCAUUUUCGAAAUGAGCAUCCUCGAUUAUCCUAACUUCGACAUUUGCAUGGAAGAAAAAUAAUACUUUUUGGUUUCCCCAAUCGUACUUUUCCCCAAUCGUCUUUUUCCCCAAUCGUCUUUUUCCCCAAUCGUCCAACUCCGAAAUUGCACAGUGCGAAGGAGAUUUUUUUGAACUUUUGUUUUUGCACAGUGCGUGUCGCUAAAACCUUCUGCGACAUUUUGUUUGAUUUUUUUGCACUGUGCAAAAAUUUUUUAUUUUUCGAAAAGGUACAAAAAUUUUGUACCUCUAAUGAUUGAGGUUUUUCAGGUUGUUCUCCACAUUCCCCUCGGUGAAUUAUACCGGAAAUGAUGUGUUGUCCAACGGAAAAUUGAAGGUAAAAUACGAUCAGAAGAGUGGGUUCUUACAAUCCAUCGAAUCAGAGGGGAAAACAACGGAUCUCCGGUUGAGUUUUGUCCAUUAUUCAUGUAAGUUUUCGGCUAAAUGACAAAAAAAUUUCUGACGAUUUUUAUCCCAUGAAAAAAUUUUUUAUUUUUUUCAAAAUAUUUACUGAAAAUUUAUUUUCAGCCCGGUUAAAUCCAGAGCCGCGCAGUGGCGCCUAUGUUUUCCAACCCGCCAAUCAGUCGAGACAUCUGGACAUCAAAGAAAAUCGAGUCGUAAUUGUCAAAGGCCCAGUGUUCACGGAACUGGUUGUCACGGGACCCUCAAAUAUCAAGUUGCUCCACAAAAUUCGCUUGGAAAAUAAUAGUGAAGACAUUCAAAUCCACAACGAAUUGGAUAUCCGUGACGAACAUGAGUUUGAAAUCGCGAUGAGAAUUGAGUCAGAGGACUUGAACAAAAAGGACGAGCAGUUCUUCACGGACUCGAAUGGCUUCCAGAAUUUGAGGUGAGGCUUUUGAAAGUUUGAUUUUUGGGUUUUUAGAGGCGAAAUCACCUGACGGUAAGAGAAUCGGACAGACGAAAAAUUUUUUCCUUGGCCGUGUCUUCACGUAUUUUUGUCGGAAAAUGAUUUUUUUGGAGAUGUGUUAUGCUCCUCGUCUGUCACAAAUGAGAAAACAAGUUCUAUUUUUUCGGAACGUCGUCAAUUGGGGGAAAAAUGGACGAUUGGGGAGACUGGAAAUUUAUUAUUUUUCUUCGAUGUAAAUGUGGAAAUCAGGAUAAUUGAGGGUGCUGAUUUCAAAAAUGACAUUCAUUAUUUUUUUGUUCGUUACCGUUUUGCUCAAGUAGUACUGUAAAAUAGUAAUUUUUUGAACUUUCUUCGCAAAUACUUUAUUUACGGGUUUUCAAUGGUGCUGAUUUGAAAAGAGAAAAAAUUAAAAAGAUUUGCAGAAUCAGCACUACCGAAAACCUCUAAAUCAAGUAUUUGUGAAAAAAGUUCAAACAAUUAUUACUUUACAGUACGACUUGAGCGAAAUAGUAACGAUCAAAAAAAAUGAAUGUCAUUUUCGAAAUCAGCGCCACACGUCAGAAUGAAAAUAGAAGAAAACCGAAAUUUCGUGGGGGGCCGCACCGAAAAGCAACGACCCACGUCAAUCCAGCGCAUUUCCUGAACCGUUUCGAAACUUCGUAUCGUUUUCAAUGAUUUAAAAGAGAGACGAAAUGUCGCGAAAUUAUCGGCACUUUUUCUCGGCCGAAAUAAUUGUUUUUUUUCGAAAAGGAAGAAGAAAGAUAAGAAAAUGGGUUUUAUCGGAUAGUGACAUUUCGUUUGAACGAAUCACCAAAAAGGGGCGGGAAAUUUUUUCUUCUAUUUUGGAUUGACGUGCGACCGAUUUUUUCUCCUUUCUCUGACCGCUCUCUUCCUUUUUGUGCGUGCGCUCUCUUCCUCUCGCCAAUCGCAAAUCGUUAUUUCGCGGAUCGCCACGGCUUUGACGAAAUUCCCUUUUUAUUUUGACGUGCGCCAUUGAUUACCCUAAUUUCGACACUUACAUCGAAGAAAAAUAAUACUUUUCAGUUUCACCAAUCGUCCUUUUCCCCAAUUGACGUUCUGAAAAAACAGAAAUUGUUUUCUUUUUUGUGACAGACGAGGAGCAUAACAUACCUCCAAAAAAUACAUUUUCCAACAAAAAUGCGUGAUGAAAAGCGUUUUUCGUCUGGCCGACUCUCUUAUCGUUAGGUGAUUUCGCCUCUAAAAACCUAAAAAUCAAAGUUUCAAAAGGGAAUUCCUUUCAAAAGCCAAUAUUGGCUCCAAGUCAAUCCAAAAUACGAGAAAAAAAUAAAAAAAAUCCCGCCCCUUUUUUGGUGAUUCGUUCAAAACGAAAUGUCACUAUCCGAUAAAAGGCAUUUUCUUUUGUUUCUUCUUUCUUUUCGAGAAAAAGCAAUUAUUUCGGGCGAGAAAAAGUGUCGAUAAUCUCGCGGCAUUUCGUCUCUCUUUUUAAAAUUUUUUUUAUUUUUUUUUUAAGUCAAUGAAAACCUGUAAGACCUUGAAGAACGAAGUUUUGAAACGGCCUUUUCCAGACGGUAUCGCCUCUCCAAUCUCCCGCUACCCGCUCAGUAUUACCCAUUCACCACCUCGGCAUACCUAGAAACCCGGGAGGUUCGCCUCAACGCACUCACCAAACAGCCCCUGGGGAUCGCGUCCCUAAAACAAGGACAAUUGGAGAUCAUGCUGGAGCGGAGAAUGAGUUCGGACGACGGAAAAGGCAUGGAACAGGGCGUGGAGGACAAUAAAAAGACUGAAAGUGAUUUUGUUUUCUCACUAGAGCGACGGAAUGGCCUGAAUAACGAUGAAUUUGGCCGGUUGUCGGCGAGAACUCAACAUUCAAGUCAGAAGCUGCUGUAUCCCCCCGUGGUUGGCGCUAUAACUGGCGAAGAGGCGGUCAAAAUUGUGGAUGUAAGACCCUUGAAGAACGACUUACCAUGCGAUCUUCAUUUGGUGGCGUUGAGAUCGCUAAGUGAGGCUACAAAAUAUGUAACGAAAAAGUCAAGUGUUCAACGAAAAACAAGUCCAAAAGCUAAAGCGGCACUGAUUUUACAUCGGUUCUUUAAUGAGAAAGAGGAUGAGUAUUGCAAAGGAGCAGAAAAUUUAACGGUGAGUGGUUUAGAGACAAAAAAAUUUUUUUGAUUUUUUAAAUUUUUUUAGGUGAAAUUGGACGAAAUAUUUGCAAAUACAAUAGCCAAUUCAAUGGAAACUUCGUUGACGGGUCUGCAGCAGCUGCAAGAGAACGCAAAACACUUGAAUUUCCAAAAAAUGGACAUCAAAACUGUUGUUAUCGGGUAUUAA
Messenger RNA from Bursaphelenchus xylophilus (pine wood nematode), 9346 nucleotides. The record is from the annotation of a GenBank genome assembly. NCBI's taxonomy places the organism in Eukaryota, Metazoa, Nematoda, Chromadorea, Rhabditida, Aphelenchoididae.